UAUCAAUGGAAAAGAAAUUGAAAAAGAGUUCUUUCAAAAAAUGGACGAUGCAGAAAACAAUCUCAACAAAGAGCACAUAAAUGUUGCAUUUGAAAUGCUAAAUUGUAAGAGGGUUGAGCAAGGUGCUUGGUUCCGCAACAACAAUCUUCCAGCAGCAUGCUUUGUACCAGUCAAAUUCUUAGAAGUGGUUGGGUACGCUUAUGAAUCUGUCAGGAAGCCACAUAAGAAAAAAAAAACGUUAUUGGAGGGCUGUGUAGGCGAACUUGUGAAAGGUUUAAUACAUCCAAAGAAGGUAUGGCUGGAAGAUGUUGAUGUUAUAUAUGGUGUCAUUGAAGAUAAGUUGAGCUAUCACUAUAUUGGGGUGGAGAUACAAUUGAUGGACAACACAAUCACACUCUUCCAUUGUGGUCUUCCAAAAGCAAAUAUCAAACGUGCUCUUAAUCAAAUCCAAGAACUGGCAGUGUUGAUUAGUGCCAUAAAGAUGGAACUUCUUGGUGAAGAGGUUAAUUUCGAAGAUAUCAGUCCAUUUGAAGUUAAGUUUGCAGAAGGGCUUCCAAAGACAAAAUUUCCAUACAACUGUGGUAUUUUUGUUGUGAAGAUGCUGGAAUGCAGGUCACUGGGAUUGAAGAGCAUGGCUAAUAUAAAUGAUGAAACUGCGAUGGACUUACGAAGCAAGCUAUGUUGUGAGAUCUUCGACCAGUUUAUGGAUAAAGAUUUCCAGGAAGGUCAAAGGAAGUGAAAAUGUCAUAUUUGUUCUGUUUUCUACUCUGUUUUUCUACUUUGAUAUUAAUUAUCCCUAACGUUUAAGUUUAAGUUUGUAAUGAAUUAUCCCUAACGUUUUUUUUCAUUUAGAUUGUUAUUGAAAAUUUUUUAGGAUGUAUUGAUGAAUUGUCAAAUGCUUAUGGUACUUUUAGGAUGGGUUUCCAGAAAAAGAGUGAGAAAGCAAAAUGCACCAAAGCCUAGCAAAUUCCUUUAAAGUUUACAAAAAAAAAUGAAAAAGAAUGUGAUCCGAUGUUGAUUGAACUCGUGAACUCUCGAAAGAUGAAUCAAAGUGUGCAGCCGUUGUGCCAAAGGUGUUAUACUUGCCAAAAGCUAUAAUAAAACGAAAAUAACUUUUGAAUAUUUAAUUAAAAACAGAAAAAAGUGUAAGUAUACACAAAUCGAACACGGCUUAUUGUGUGAUAAGGGUACACUAAGAGUAGAAGGGCUUGCCACUAGGCUAUGGUGGAUAUUCGAAGAGUAAAUGUGAACUUAUUUAUUCACAGACGAUAGAUUUAUAUAAUCUGGAUAUCAUUUUAGGUAUUCAGGAUGGCUUUCCAAAACAAAUUCCUUAAAGUUUACAAAAAAAAAAAUGAAAAAGAAUGUGAUCUGAUGUUGAUUGAACUCGUGAACUCUCGAAAGAUGAAUCAAAGUGUGCAGCCGUUGUACCAAGGGUGUUAUACUUGCCAAAAGCUAUAAUAAAACGAAAAUAACUUUUGAAUAUUUAAUUAAAAAAAAAAAAUGUGAGUAUACACAACGGGGAUCGAACACGGCUUAUUGUGUGAUAAGGGUACACUAAGAGUAGAAGGGCCUGCCACUAGGCUACGGUGGAUAUUCGAUAACAGAGUAAAUGUGACCUUAUUUAUUCACAGACGAUAGAUUUAUAUAAUCUGGAUAUCAUUUUAUGUAUUCAGGAUGGCUUUCCAAAACCAAAUUCCUUUAAAGUUUACAAAAAAAAAAUGAAAAAGAAUGUGAUCUGAUGUUGAUUGAACUCGUGAACUCUCGAAAGAUGAAUCAAAGUGUGCAGCCGUUGUGCCAAGGGUGUUAUACUUGCAAAAAGCUAUAAUAAAACGAAAAUAACUUUUGAAUAUUUAAUUAAAAACAGAAAAAAAUGUGAGUAUACACAAUGGGGAUCGAACACGGCUUAUUUUGUGAUAAGGGUACACUAAGAAUAGAAGGGCUUUCCACUAGGCUACGGUGGAUAUUCGAUAACAGAGUAAAUGUGAACUUAUUUAUUCACAGACGAUAGAUUUAUAUAAUCUGGAUAUCAUUUUAUGUAUUCAGGAUGGCUUUCCAAAAACAAAUAAGCAAA
This is a messenger RNA of Brassica rapa (field mustard), 2071 nucleotides long. RefSeq lists its product as uncharacterized. NCBI's taxonomy places the organism in Eukaryota, Viridiplantae, Streptophyta, Magnoliopsida, Brassicales, Brassicaceae. The record is from RefSeq and is a predicted model, not a curated record. Gene Ontology annotation, biological process: proteolysis. Gene Ontology annotation, molecular function: cysteine-type peptidase activity.